CUGGUAAUUAACCUCUUUUUAAAGAACACUAUGAAUCAAGAGAAGCUCGCCAAGCUCCAGGCACAAGUCCAGAUAGGUGGAAAGGGAACCGCACGCAGGAAGAAAAAGGUCGUUCACAAAACGGCAACAGCUGACGACAAAAAACUCCAGGGCUCGCUGAAGAAACUGGCCGUGAACAACAUCGCAGGGAUUGAAGAGGUGAACAUGAUUAAAGAUGACGGCACAGUGAUCCACUUCAACAACCCCAAAGUGCAGGCGUUUCUGUCUGCGAACACCUUCGCCAUCACGGGCCACGCCGAGACCAAGCAGCUGACAGAGAUGCUGCCCGGCAUCCUGAGCCAGCUGGGAGCCGACAGCCUCACUAGCAGUGUUGGGCUGGUAGAGCAGUUCCCACGGCAACCAAUGGACAUGAAAGCAGUGAAGGAGGAAAUUGCAGAAGAAGAGGACGAUGAUGUACCAGAUCUCGUGGAGAACUUCGAUGAAGCCUCAAAGAAUGAAGCAAACUGAUGAACCCUCUCUCCCCCCUC
Notolabrus celidotus (New Zealand spotty) is the source of this 527-nucleotide messenger RNA. RefSeq names its product transcription factor BTF3 homolog 4-like. NCBI's taxonomy places the organism in Eukaryota, Metazoa, Chordata, Actinopteri, Labriformes, Labridae. Bases 31 to 507 code for a protein of 158 amino acids. The record is from RefSeq and is a predicted model, not a curated record. The transcript has 2 exons.